Messenger RNA from Beta vulgaris subsp. vulgaris (sugar beet), 2234 nucleotides. RefSeq lists its product as uncharacterized. Bases 285 to 1991 code for a protein of 568 amino acids. The transcript has 13 exons. NCBI's taxonomy places the organism in Eukaryota, Viridiplantae, Streptophyta, Magnoliopsida, Caryophyllales, Amaranthaceae. The record is from RefSeq and is a predicted model, not a curated record.
GUUUUUCGCCGAGUUACCAAACACUACUUGCUAUUGUAGUUAUGAAUUAGCAUCAACUCACAUCUAAAUCAUUGUUGGUGGGACUUUCUAUACAAACAAAAAAUGUACUACAUAAAGUCAGGUUGCAUUAAUUUCUAUUGAGCCCAUCUGCUUGAUCAUGGUCAUAACUCAUACGCUAUCAUCAUAUCAGCUGUUGCAGCUAACCAAGCUUCCUCUCCCUCUUUCUCUUUUUUCUGCGCAAGUGUGUUUAUGUGAGUGAGAAAAACACAGAGACGUAAAAGAAAAUGUCGACGCAGGAAACAAUAUAUGAGGAAAGCAAAGUUAAAACAGAGAAAAUUCUAGAAUCAAAAUCUCAAAAUGAAGAAGAAAUUUGCGGGCAGAUUAAUGGGAAGGAAAACCCUGUGGAACAACAUAAACUCUCCCUCAUGAGAAUCUCUGUUGAACAACGAGAUCCCUCUGCUAAGGAGGCAGAUGACUUCUUGUUGAGGAGAUUUUUAAGAGCUCGUGACCUAGAUGUGGAGAAAGCAGCUGGGAUGUUCUUGAAGUAUCUCAAAUGGAGGAGGACAUUUGUACCCAAUGGUUUCAUCUCAGAGGCAGAGAUACAGUAUGAUCUAUCCCACAACAAAAUGUUUCUUGGAGGCUUCGAUAAGCAAGGACGCCCAAUCAACAUUGUCUUUGGAGCUCGACAUUUCCAAAACCCCAAACAAGGGGGUCCUGAUGAGUUCAAGCGAUUUUGUGUCUAUUCUCUUGACAAGAUAUGCUCAAGCAAUGUAUCUGAUAAAUUAAGCAGGAUACCUGCUGGACAGGAACAGUAUCUGGGUAUUGCAGAUCUUCAAGGAUGGGGAUAUGCUAACGUUGACAUUCGUGCAUAUACCGGUGUUCUAUCUCUACUGCAGGACUGUUACCCAGAAAGAUUAGGGAAGAUGUUGAUAAUACACGCCCCGAGAAUCUUUAUGGCAGUGUGGAAGAUUAUCUAUCCCUUUAUAGAUGAAAAAACUAAGACUAAGAUGAUAUUUGUGGAGAAUCGGCACCUGAAAUCAACCUUGCUAGAACACAUUGAUGAGAGCCAGCUCCCAGAUAUAUAUGGAGGCAAAAUGCCGUUAGUACCUAUUCAAGAAGCCUGGGCAUUGCGUCUGUAUGAGGAUAUUCAUCAUACAGCUGCAAGAAUGGCUCAUUAUCCAGCAAAAAGACAGGGGUGGAGGAGCAUAACUAGUACAUACACAAAGAGGAGAGAGAAAGUGAAAAUGGAAGAAAGUGGUCAAUCGAGUAAUGGCAUAAGCAAGGAUAAUCCUACUGAGCAACAUAAACUCUCUCUCCUCAGAUCCUUUGUUCAAAGUCGUGAUCCCUCUUCUAAGGAAGUAGAUGACUUGACGUUGCGAAGAUUCUUAAGAGCACGUGAUCAAAAUGUGGACAAGGCUGGUGCCAUGUUCUUGAAGUAUCAGAAAUGGAGGAAGAAUUUCUUACCAAAAGGUCUUGUCACAGAGGCAGAGAUACAGCAUGACCUUUCCCAAAACAAAAUUUUUAUAGGAGGCGAAGACAAGAAAAAACGACCUAUUGUGGUUGCAUAUGCAGGUCGGCACUACCAAAAUACGAAAUCAGGAGGUGUCGAUGAGUUCAAGCGUCUGGUUGUGUACACACUUGAGAAGUUAUGCUCAAGGAUGCCUGUUGGACAGGAGAAGUUUCUAGCUAUAGGAGAUCUUCAAGGGUGGGGAUAUUCCAACAGCGACAUGCGAGCAUAUCUUGGAUCUGUCUCUAUUCUGCAGGACUGCUACCCAGAAAGAUUAGGGAAGCUGUUCAUAGUGCAUGCACCAAAAAUGUUUAUGGCAGUUUGGAAGAUGGUCUACCCCUUCAUUGACGACAACACUAAGAGCAAAAUAGAAUUUGUAGAGAAACAACAGUUGAAAUCAGCCUUGCUAGAAGAGAUUGAUGAGAACCAACUCCCGGACGUAUAUGGAGGCAAAUUGCCACUAGUGCCAAUUCAAGAGGCCUGAAGAUACUUUAGGAGCCAGAACCUUCAAGAGGAUUCAGUGUGAUUCUAGCAACAUGAAAACUCAUGUUCACCAUCUUGAACAAGUGUGAAAUCUCUGGACUUGCAGGCAAAAAUCGCAGAUGCUCAUUGUAUCUGUUAUUGAAUUAUGACAGCAAUAUUAUUACCUGCAUGCCAUGCUCAUAAUGUUAACAUCUCAAGAAAGGAAUUUGCGUUAUUAAUUCUAAACAGAGAUGGCAUUUUUUAA